This is a messenger RNA of Mya arenaria, 5875 nucleotides long. RefSeq lists its product as uncharacterized. NCBI's taxonomy places the organism in Eukaryota, Metazoa, Mollusca, Bivalvia, Myida, Myidae. The transcript is spliced from 7 exons. Gene Ontology annotation, molecular function: Hsp90 protein binding; ADP binding. The record is from RefSeq and is a predicted model, not a curated record. Bases 166 to 5136 code for a protein of 1656 amino acids.
UGAAGAAAACGACGGUUUUGCGAUAAUACCAUGCAUUUCUUUGUAUUUUGCGAGUCGAACCACUUUGUAGAGCUGAUAACAAAGAUGUGAAUGUGGCACAAGCAAGAGGUGCAAUACAUACUGGCAUUAGUUUUCAAAGCUCCGUAAGAAAACAAACCAAGAAAAAUGGCUGAUGUUCAUAAACACCUAUUUGAACUGAAGAAACACUGGGAAGAAAACAAAGAGUUGGAGGCUGUUAUAGUUGAUAUGUCCAACGAUGGAGCUCCUAAUCAAGUAACCAAACCUGACAUUGAAGAGGACCAAAGAAGAUGGCUGAUCAUUAGUUUAUGUCUACAUAACGUGGUUUCACCAGCUCUGCGUACGUACGUUAGGCCGAUUGUCGAAGCAGAGUACAAAAACUUUAAGAAGUCACACAAAAUUGAUGCCCAACAGUUUCCAAAUUACCUGAAGAAAUAUCCUCCUACGAAGAAAGAUAUGAACUAUGAAAGCAUUAACAAUAACAAACAGAUACCGAAAGUCAAUAGAAAAUCAGAUUUCACAAACUUUGAUUUCCGGGUGAAGGAUGCUGUAGACUUUACAAAGCUGUUCUUGCAAACACAUAUGGUCCAUUAUACAGGAUUUGAUGAUACGUGUGACCAAAGUGCCCUUCUUGGAAUAAUUGCAAAUAUGGACUCAUUUCCACAGCUUCUAAAAGUAGCUGCAGACAAACUGAGAACAGAGGUACGGAACCCAUGGGCUCACGUGAAUUUCACUGAAUGGGACACAGUAAAGUACCAGACUUGCUUUCAGCUGAUGACUCAAGUUAUCAAGAACAUGGCCUUGCCUCGUGCUCAAGAAAUAGCUAUGCUUGAUCAGCUUAACGAGUGGAAAUCGAACGGUAUGCAGUUCCUCAAUGGAACCACGAUUGGGCUAGAAUUGCUUGAACGUUUAAUCACGAAAACUAAGGCUUUGGCAGCAUAUAUUAAGGGAAUAGAAAGGAUAAAUUAUGAAAAUUUUGAGACCUGCAGAAAUGCUGUAGCCAACAUUUCACUUUCGUUGGAUUCAUCAGUGCAAGGACUGAAACAGAAAGAUGCUGAACUGGAAUAUAGAGCAGACACACAAGCUACCAUACUGAAACAAGUAUCGAAAAAUGUCGAUGAUGUUAAAUCUACAGUCGCGCACUCCGAUGACAACAUUUGCCAACUGCGACAACAGUUUGAUUUAGUUACAAAGGAAUCAGACGAAACAAGGGAACUGGUUCACAACACAAAAUCUGAUUUUCUCCAAAAAGUAGAAGGAAUGGCAAAAGACAUAGAAAACACACACAAAGAUAUUGACACAAUUAAACGUAAUAUGUCACAUGACAGACCUCCAAAUAUGCCAUUUUUCUAUCCUCCUAAUAGAUUACAAAACUUUAUUGGAAGAGUCUUUGAGUUGAAAGACCUGGAUACAAAUUUUAUUUCUAACAAAGAAAAGGUCUAUACGCAGGCCAUUUGCGGGCUGGGUGGAAUUGGAAAAACAACUAUUGCCUCUGAAUAUGCUUGGCGGAGUGCAGAUUUCUACGUAGGGGGAAUAUUCUGGCUUGAUGGAGAGAAUACUGAGUCGAUUUCAGAUUCUGUGCAUAGACUCGCUAUUGAUACAGGAACAACUGGACAAAACGCACAAGAAACGCUACACAAAACAACUAGAUGGCUAUCAAUGGUACAACAGAAGUGGCUUCUUGUUAUCGAUAACGUCGAUGCUGAUGAUAUAUCUGGCAUGAUAAGUGAACUUCUUUUGGGGUCUUGGAAGCGGGAGUCUAAAGGACAUUUGCUUAUUACGACCAGACGUGAAUCUGCCGAGGCUGAAGAAGAUUUUCAAGUUUCUACAGAUUGCUGUCUCACGUUAGAAGUAUUCACAUGCCAGGAGAGCAUCAACUUCAUGCAGAUUCGCACAGGCCUCGAUGUCAAAAAUGAAUGCGCGUACGUUGAAAGUAUAAUUGAAGAACUUGGUGGUCUUCCACUAGCAUUGGAACAAGCGGCAGCGCAUAUAAAGAGUUUGAAAAGGUUUGGGGGCACCUUCAAGCAGUAUCUGGAGAAGUUCAAAAAGCAAAGGCUGAAGUUUCUUAAAGUGAGUCAAAGAAGCAAAGCUCGGCUUGCUGUUCAAACAACUUGGGAACUGAACUUUGAAUAUGUCAAACAACAUUCUGAUGAAAUGGGCGUUGGAAAUGCAGCAGUGGCUCUAAUGUACAUUUCAGCGUUUUGGUUUGCAGAUGAUAUUCCACAAGCCUUGAUAAAUGUUGGCUCACCAGCAAAUAUUACGGAUGAAAAUUUGUGUGACAUAUUGAGUGAUGAUAUUGGUCCUAAGCAAAUAAUGGAAAUUCUUACAAGGUUUUCUUUGUUUCAACAAAAGAACUCUGAUAGUGUUUCCGUCCAUCGACUGGUUCAAGAGAUUGUUAGAGAAAAGGUGACAGAUACGAUGAAUCAAAAAGAUAUCCUACGUAAUGCAGCCAGAAUGAUUCAUUUUGCACUUUCCCAUUGCAAAUCACCAGGGGAUGUAUUGAAAUCAGAUAGCAUUGAAAGGGGAUCACUCCGAAUGUGGAACAGAUUAGCUAUACAUGCAAAUGUACUAAAAACAUACAUUAUAAACUUCUCAAAAUCGAAUGCUGAUGAGAUGGAUGUUUGUUUCAAUUUGGAAACCGCAUAUUUGAUGCAAACAAGCGCUAUUUACCACAGCUUGCUUCAAAGACAGGAUGAAGCACUUGCUGCACAGGAUCAGAUGCUGACAAUUCUAACUACUAUUGAAGUUACAGACAAAGAUUGUAGGGAAUUGACGUUGGUGAAAAUACCUCUUCUUUCAGAUCAGAAACUUCUCAUCGAAAAUGCAACGUCAGCUGUUAUCACAGACGAAAGGCAGCCGGAGCAAGGACAUGAAUCAAUGAUUGAUGUUGAUGUGGAGGGUCUUCGUAUGAAAGGAAAUGCAGCGUUCAGGGAAAAACGUUAUCAGAAUGCAAUUCAGUACUACACAGAAAUAGUGAAAAGCACCAGUAACACACAAUUAGAUGCAAAGGUAUAUUCGGAAAGGAGUUUGGCAUACUUACGAAACAAGGAUUUUCAAAAUGCAUUAAGAGAUGCAGAUGAAUGUAUUCAAAUCGAUCCUACAAAUUGGAAAGCUUAUUGUUGGAAGGCUUAUUCAAUAGCCAAUUUGAUAAGACUUGGACAGCUUGAGCACAACUGGGAGUCGGUUGGGCUAGCCGCUGCAUCUGUCGCGAGAUAUUAUAACAAGGAUUGCUUAAUGGAAUUCAAAAUGAGAAUUGAGUACCCAGUUGUGAGUUAUAAAGUGAUUGCAAACAAAAACGAGCUUAACAAGCAAGUAUCUUCUUUGAUGAACAUGUCCUUCACAACUCUUCUACUCAAGAAAGGUGUCUACAACUUGACUGGUCUACUUGAAACGGGGAUAACAAAAAGUGUUCAGAUAAUAGGAAUUGAAGAUUCUGUGGAAAUUAAUGAAGGCCUCGUUCCAUUGGUAUUUCCACGGUUUGGUAUGUUUACCGUUGACUAUAGAAUACCAUGCUGUGUGUCUGUCCACAUCGAAAAUGUUACAUUUGUUGAAAACUCUGGUCAGGUCUUUGUAGAUAAAAACGUUGUUGCAACAUUUCUACGCUGUACGUUUAGUAAUGGACAGAAAGCCUGCGAAAACUAUCCAAAAUGUGACGGAAACGAAGGUUGUAGAAACGAGCGAAAAGGAGACUGCGCAAAACAUUUCAAACUCGAAGAAGGAGAAAAUUUUUCUAGUGGAGCUGUUGGUUAUCCUGGUGUUGUUGCUCGAAAUGGUGGACAGGUUUAUCUGAAGAAAUGUAAGUUAAUCCGAUGCGGUGGUGGUGGUGCUUUGAGUAUUGGAAAAGGGUCGUUGAUGAAUGUUCAGAAUUGUCUGAUUAUGAAAAUGCACAAUAUGGGAGUGGAAGCUAGAAAUGGAGGCCUGGCUGAAGUGAUCGAGUGCGAAAUUCGACAUAACCAAUCGCAUGGUAUUGCAAUUGGUCCAGAGGGAAGGGGUUACAUUUCUGGGAAUACGAUCAGCGACAAUGGGCAAGAAGGAAUAUGGGCUGGUGGAGUUUUACUUUUGAACUAUGAUGGGAAACCAACAGCAGCAUCAACCGAUCCUUCCGGUGGUUCGAUAUGUACAAUUACAGAAAACAUCAUUUGUAAUAAUGGCAAGUCAGGAAUUUCGUUUGAUGGAGGUAUUUAUACCGUCAGAGGCAACAGAAUAUUUGAUAAUUGGUUGUGGGGAUUAAUGGCAAAAUCCCGAUCAAGCGUCAAUAUUGAAAAUAACGAUAUUUUUAAGAACAAAUGCGGAGGAAUACGAAUCGGCGUUAAUUAUUCAGCGGUUGUAUUCGUUGAUGGCAAUACAAUAAGAGACCAUACUGGCCCAGGUAUAUUCUCCCUUAAUGCGCAUGAAAAUGAUGCAUUUCUAGAUGAAUAUCGAGAAAUGAACAAAAAAUUCAAACUUCCUGGGGUGAUAGAAGACGAAGUAGAAAUGUACUCAGUUCCUCUUCUCAUGACAACUAGAAAUUUGUUACGAGACAACGAUCUAGGCAUCCAACACCCACAGCAAAUGUUACAAGUUGUGCAAACAUGUUGCCAAUGUGCAAAACCUUCAGACAAUCUAAAGACAUGCGGAAGAUGCAAAAAGGCUGCAUACUGUAGUAAAAAGUGCCAAAGGGAACACUGGAGAAAACACAAGCACAUGUGUGAAAUACUUUUACUUGAGUACAACAUUGAUAUUCAGAUGUUGGACACCAAAGAUACAAAACAAACUUUUGGAUGGACAAGGAUGCCAAAGAAAGAAAUGAUGAUUUUGCGUUUCGAGUCUCCUUUACCAGGCAUUGGCAAAGGAAAGCCACCGGAGAGAAAAUCAUCGGAGAGGUUUAUUGUACAAAUACAGUCCGGAAAAGAAUACAAUCUUUACGACCCGGAAACAGAAAUGCUACUGUAUGAUCAGAGUUUGACAGUGGACAUACUGUUAAAGAAUCCAAAGCUUUAUCAUUUGGUGCAAGAUUGUGGACUUUUGUCUACAUCAAAAUUUACAACAAAGAAAAUAUUUUGCUGGGCUUCUUUCAAAAACAAAGGCACGAUUCUCAGUAUUUAUACUGCUAAUUUACCGAAGUUUCAGACCUGGUAAGCAUUCGGAGCUUUUCGUUAUUUUUUGACAUUGAUAAUUGAAUAUUUCUUAUAAGAAUACCGAAUACACAAGGGUUGGAAAUACUAACUAUGUCUGGAUACUGAAACGAUUGCUAACAAGUACGUGUCACAAAUGUGAAUAGCUGCUUAUUCUUGGCCGGAAUCGUGUUUCACUGAAAUCUAAUUUAGGCGUCAAAGUUUUGUUUGGUAAGAGCGUCACUAAGGAACUGCUGAAUUAACUUAACUUCUUUUGCAUUCUGUAUUUUAAGACAAAGAAUAGUUUCAUUUUGAUAUGUCUAUGAAAAUGAAGUUCAUCAUCAAAUCUCGUAGUAUAUUAUGUGUGAGCAUUAUUAUCAAUUACUUGUAUGACUUUGUUUCAUAUUUUGAAAUAUUAUAGUAGUUUUGAAUCCCUGUAUGUAAAUGUAAUGUUAUAUUUGUACUGUUUUCCUCAACAAGAUUUUCAUAAUUUAUAUUUGAUCGAAUGCUGUCAGAUAUUUUAUGUCGCUCGCUAGACGCACGUAAUAUGACUUGCAAGCCAUGGAUGCUUGAAAAGCAAAAUUAAACAUAGUGCAUACUGUGGAAUAGUGCUAAGUACCAAAGACCAGAGUUAUUGACAAGUGGUAAACACUGUAACUGAUGUUACAUAUUAUUAAUGCGUUAUGAUAUACACGUACAUAAUUAUAUCCACCAUGUAUACAUUGUUGAUUAUGAAAAACUCACAGUCAAUGCCUACGCUGAUU